Seriola dumerili (greater amberjack) is the source of this 1281-nucleotide messenger RNA. Its product is annotated as golgin subfamily A member 4-like. Lineage: Eukaryota; Metazoa; Chordata; Actinopteri; Carangiformes; Carangidae. The transcript is spliced from 7 exons. Bases 1 to 930 code for a protein of 309 amino acids. The record is from RefSeq and is a predicted model, not a curated record.
AUGCUACAAGAAAGGGAGAGCAGCCAUGACCAAAUCACAGCUGAGCUGGACCAGCAGCUCAGGCACUGGGCCCAGGAGCUGGGAGCAGAGUGCCAGCAUCUACACCUCUUAGUGGAACAGAGUGGAGCCAAACAAAAUGCUGUGCAGCUACCUGCCAGUUCUACAGUGGCCGAAGCUCUAACAAAUCUGAGAGCACUAAGAGAGCAGCUGGAGCACUUGAUCAGCCAUCUACACCAGGAGCUUGAUUCCCAGAAAAAAAACACUGAGAAGCUGAGAAAGGACAAGGAGCGAGAAAUUAGCAUCCAGAGGCAACAGCUGAGGAUGGAGAGAGAUCAAGCCUUGGACUCCCUUAAGGAGCGUCUCAUUCAGGAGCACAUUGAGGAGUUGAGCAGUCUGAACAGGGCUCAUGUGAGUGAUGGAGGAGCUGAGGGAGGAGGAGUAGCAGUAUCUCUCCGCAAACAGCUGAAGGCCAAAGACUUGGAGCUGAGGCAGGUUCGGAGGAGCAUGGGUCAGUGGAAGGAACAGACUGCAGCUCGUCUGGCAUGCAAGUUUGAAGAAGAGCUGACAGCUGAGCUGGAAAGAAAAACGUCAAAGACUCAAGGGGAGAGACAGAGAAAGUCUGAGAGGCCUGAAGGAGAGAUGACGCUUAGUGCAAAGGAAACUCAGAAUUCAGUUUGCUCUCCCUUCCUCCAUGUGGUGGACUCUGCUGCUUCCCACAGCCCCUCAGACGUGGCUUCAUUUAAGCUUCUACGUUAUCUCCAGAGCAGAGUGAAGCAGCUCCGUCUAGAAAACCAGGCCUUUACCUGGAGCUCAUCUCCUCCAGAUACAGUCCCUGUAGAUUUGUCAGGAUCCUACCUUAAAACAAUCACUCAAGGUCAAGACAGUGCUGGGAUUCAGACCGAGUCAGCAAUCAGGACAGUAUCAAGUUAAGGAAAUGGAGCCUUAUUCUGUGUGUGUGUAUGUGUGUGUCUGAAUGACCACCAGUGAUAUAACUUUCUUAAACCUGAGUCUCAAGCGAGCUCUUUUUGCAUACCAUGGAGAUGAAUCAUUUACUGUCACAUGUGCCUCAGAUGGCAGAUUAACAAGCAGGUCACAGUGACAAAUGACACAACUGAAGAUCUGGUCAUCAAGUUCACAUUCCUUUGUGUUAAGGCACUCAAGUUUUAUGGCUUAAAGUUACAGUGAACUGUGAAUAAGUGAUGAACUGACAUUUCACUGGAGACUGAUGAUCAUGUGAGUUAUGUCAAAUAACCUCAUAAAGCUGACAGGUCUCUGUGGAAA